ACCACCUUUGAGUAUCAAAACAAUCAGUCUGUUCUUCGUCCCCCUUUCGCCGUGUUCGUGUCUGUAGUCUUUGCAAGCCGCAUGCAAUGAUCGCCGCCAUGGAUGCUAUUAUCCCUACUCCAUACGCUGGGUCAACACAGAAACCAGCGCAUACCGCACGCUCACUCGGGGUCAGAUGACCCUCACGAGUGCCACAUGAUGCCGUGCAGGCGUUACCGACAUUCGCGACAUCAAGCUACUCUUCGUGUGCCGAGAUUUUGCACUGUACGCCGGGCCCCUAAUCUUCGGACUUGGCGCGCAAGCCUUCCACACAUCGCGCGGACGGCGGCAGACUCUUCGUCCAUCGCUUGCGUACAAUUCUCUAGGAGAUGCCAGGCAUGACAGGCUUAAUAUGCACAACAGCUGUCGAUGUGUCCGUCGUAGUGCGCCAACCUAUCGAAGGGUUAUCUCACCGCUUCAUCAGUCUGUGCUAUUCGAACAGUCCAUCUGGAAGAAAGGUCCAGCCAGAUUUACCUUAUCUUGAUGGUCAAGGCCAGGUCUGUAGUUUCGCUUCACUCACAUUGAUUGCGAGGUCUGCGGAACAGAAACGCAAUCACCGAGUCGAUGCCAAUGGACGCCGGAACAACAGACUACAGCGUGCCCGUAGAAGAGUACCCGAGGCUGGUCGCAUCCGUAAUUGUGACACUCGCGGAUCUCUAGAGCUGAACGAAGCUCAUUUUGCUGUCGCGAAGUCGAAUCUAUCCGCGACUGCGUGGCGCGACGGCUUCGCGAAACGGAACCUGAUAUUAUCGCCCUUGAAGUGACUGGCCGUUAUCCUACAGUAAUGAGCCACCAAAGUCUGCUAUGGUCGAGCCAUCUUGUUUGCAGGCCAUUGGCCGGUAAGCUGUGAGCUUAUUGUCCGAGCGGAAUAGUGAAUUUUGUUCGCUUCCGCUAGGGAUUUUUACUCUCUCGAUUUCACUCCUCGCCUUUGAUCGCACUGACAUGGGAGUUCACCAACCUGCUGAAGG
Messenger RNA from Baudoinia panamericana UAMH 10762, 1007 nucleotides. RefSeq lists its product as uncharacterized. Lineage: Eukaryota; Fungi; Ascomycota; Dothideomycetes; Mycosphaerellales; Teratosphaeriaceae. The transcript has a single exon. The record is from RefSeq and is a predicted model, not a curated record. Bases 369 to 803 code for a protein of 144 amino acids.